UGAGCUUUUACAUUCCCACAUCCUGAGUGUGGAGUGCAGAAGCUCAUUCACCACUAUGGCAGGCAUAGAUAACAGCUUAGAUUUGCCUGAGGAGUACCAGAUGAACUUCAAGCGGCGAGGAUCGGCCCUAAUCUUUAACCAUGAACAUUUUUUUUGGAUGCUGCGACUGCAGGCACGUACUGGAACAGCUACAGACAAAAGAAACCUCACUGAAAGAUUUACAGAGCUGGGAUUUAAUGUGGAAUCGUGUGAUAACUUAAACGAGAACGACAUGAUGGACAAAAUACGUCAAGCUGCAGAGGCUGAUCACAUGGACUCUGACUGCUUUGUGUGUGUGUUCCUGAGUCAUGGGAGAGAUGGUCAUAUAUUUGCUUUUGAUAAAAUGGUUAACAUUAAAGAAAUAACAGAUCUUUUCAGAGGAGACAAAUGCAGAAGCCUUGUAGGAAAACCCAAGAUCUUCAUCUUCCAGGCAUGUCGUGGGGAUAUUACAGAUGAUCCUGUGACCCCCGUAGCUGGAGAGGAUGAGGAGAUAGAGGAGGUGGAGGAGGACACUGCUAUGGUCUACACACUUCCAGCAGGAGCAGAUUUCCUCAUGUGUUAUUCUGUAGCUGAAGGAUUUGCUGCCUUUCGCCACACAAAGCUCGGCUCAGCCUACAUCCAGGAUCUGUGUGAGACCCUGAAACACCAAGGCUCAACUCUGGAGUUCACCGAGCUCCUGACCCUGGUCAACCUGAAAGUGUCUAGACGGACCCACAACAACAAAAAACAGAUGCCCUGCUUCACCUCCAUGCUCACCAAGAAACUCUACUUUAGACCCAAAGAGGAGUAAAACAGUCUGACACCUUCUGGAUCAGGCUUGAUAAAUUUCAGGAGUAUGUAAUAAAACACUAGUAGAUUAGACACAGCAGUUCUACUGGAGUUUUUAAACACUUCACUUCAGUGUUACUGUUGAACUGAGAAGAGUCCACCAACAGUGCCCGGUUUAUAAAUAUAGAACAUUUUGAACACCACAACUAGUAGUAGUUACUUUGUUUAAUUGACAUAAUUUUUUUAUUUUCAGAAAUAUAUCUGGAGUCAAUAUUCUGUCCAUGCAUUUACUGUAAAUGUAUGUUUUAGAAUUUGUAUAGUUCAUCAAGGUCAGAAGAUGUAAAGGUAACUGGCACUUGUAUCUUAAAUGUAAAAUGUUCUUUCAUUUUGAUUUGUAAACAUCAGUGAACACCAUGUAGAAAAUUGUGUUUGCAGUUUUAAAAUAAAUAAAUCUACAUUUAAUAAAACAACUCAAAUGUCUAGAAUAAAAAAAAGAAUAGAACGAA
Molecule: messenger RNA, 1313 nt
Organism: Astyanax mexicanus (Mexican tetra)
Lineage: Eukaryota; Metazoa; Chordata; Actinopteri; Characiformes; Acestrorhamphidae
Product: caspase-6
Exons: 6
Coding region: 56-829 (257 amino acids)
Biological process (GO): proteolysis; apoptotic process
Cellular component (GO): cytoplasm
Source: RefSeq, a predicted model, not a curated record